Daucus carota subsp. sativus is the source of this 2298-nucleotide messenger RNA. Its product is annotated as alkaline/neutral invertase A, mitochondrial. The coding region runs from base 1 to 1983 and encodes 660 amino acids. Gene Ontology annotation, molecular function: sucrose alpha-glucosidase activity; endo-alpha-N-acetylgalactosaminidase activity. Lineage: Eukaryota; Viridiplantae; Streptophyta; Magnoliopsida; Apiales; Apiaceae. The transcript has 6 exons. Gene Ontology annotation, cellular component: mitochondrion. The record is from RefSeq and is a predicted model, not a curated record. Gene Ontology annotation, biological process: sucrose catabolic process.
AUGAAACCAUUUUGUCGAUUACUAAUUUACCAUCGGAAACCGGGUUUUUUCGGGUUAUCAUCUUCGAAAUGGGGAUGUUCUUUUUCAAAAAAUGUGACAAGUUGUGAUCGAACUCGCACAUUUUGUGGUCACCAAUCUGGAAUUUUGGGUGCUCAAUGUGUAGGGGAACAUCUCCAUAAGCCUUUUUGCAGGCAAUAUACAAGUUGGGGAAAUUCCAGAACUUUUCUUGAAAAAUGUUACGGUGGAAUUUCAAGAAAUGCUAAUAGUUUUGGUGUUAAGGCAUUGCCACAUAUUAGGAAUAAAUCGAGUAGAACAGAGACUGGUGUAAAUGACAAGAAUCCUGAGGGUGUUUAUGUUCGAGGUGGAAUAGAUGUAAAGCCUUUGAUAGAUAAGAUUGAUGACGAGGAGAAUGUAUAUACAGAAAGUAAGGAUUAUAAGGUACGAGAGAACGAUGAUGUAGAUAAUGAUGGUUCGGUUAGUAGUCCUAAUGAGGAUAAGCCAGCUAGUGACCGUGUUGUGGCCAAAGAGACGGAGAAAGAGGCCUGGAAGGUGUUGGGCAAUGCUAUUGUAACUUACUGUGGGAGUCCUGUGGGAACAAUGGCUGCGAACGAUCCUACUGAUACUCUACCAUUGAAUUAUGAUCAGGUCUUCAUACGCGAUUUUAUUCCAUCUGCACUUGCUUUUUUGCUCAAGGGGGAAAAAGAGAUUGUGAAGAAUUUUCUACUGCAUAACUUGCAACUGCAGAGUUGGGAGAAAACCGUGGACUGCUUCUGUCCAGGGGAGGGGUUAAUGCCUGCUAGUUUUAAAGUUGUAACAACACCUCAAGACGGCAAGGAGGAAGAAAGAUUAGACGCGGAUUUUGGGGAGUCAGCGAUUGGUCGUGUUGCACCUGUUGAUUCAGGUUUGUGGUGGAUUAUAUUACUAAGAGCUUAUGGGAAAAUAACUGGCGACGUAUCUUUACAAGAAAGAGUGGAUGUUAAGACAGGCAUAAAGCUAAUUAUGAACUUGUGCCUGGCCGAUGGAUUUGAUAUGUUUCCAACUUUGCUAGUAACUGAUGGUUCCUGCAUGAUAGAUCGACGGAUGGGUAUUCAUGGUCACCCCUUAGAGAUUCAAUCUUUAUUCCACUCAGCUCUAAGGUGCUCUCGCGAAAUGCUUUCCACAGAUGAAGGAUCCAAGAAUUUGGUAUCAGUCAUCAGCAAUAGACUGAGCGCGUUGUCAUUUCACAUCAGGGAAUACUAUUAUGUAGAUUUAAAGAAGAUCAAUGAGAUAUAUCGAUAUAAGACUGAAGAAUACUCGACAGAUGCCAAAAACAAGUUCAAUAUCUACCCUGAGCAAAUUCCUCAGUGGUUAGUGGACUGGAUACCCGAGGAAGGCGGUUACUUAAUUGGCAAUCUACAGCCGGCUCAUAUGGAUUUUAGAUUCUUCGCAUUGGGUAAUCUCUGGUCUAUUAUAUCGUCUCUUAGUACUCCAAGACAAAAUCAAUCUAUUUUAAAGUUAAUAGAAGCCAAAUGGGAUGAUCUUGUUGGGAGUAUGCCCCUCAAAAUAUGUUUCCCUGCUUUGGAAUACGAUGAUUGGCGUAUAAUCACUGGUAGUGAUCCUAAGAACACGCCUUGGUCAUAUCACAAUGGGGGAUCUUGGCCAACGCUUCUAUGGCAGUUCACAUUGGCCUGCAUUAAGAUGGGAAGAACCGACCUAGCCUGGAAAGCGGUUAAUUUGGCUGAGAAAAGGCUCCCAGCAGAAAAUUGGCCAGAGUAUUAUGACACGCGAAAUGGCAAGUUCAUAGGAAAGCAGUCAAGACUGUAUCAAACAUGGACCGUUUCGGGGUAUCUAACAUCCAAAUUGCUGCUGGAGAAUCCAGACAAGGCCUCGCUAUUGUUCUGGGAAGAAGACUAUGAUCUUCUUAACAUAUGUGUUUGCGCGCUUAGCAAAUCUGGCAGGAAAAAAUGCUCCCGCGAUGCUGCCAAGUCUCACAUUCUCGUUUAAUCACAGUCCUCUGGUUUUUUCCAUGAUGAACUAUUAUCACAUUGUACAGAUUUUUGUAAAUAAUGUAGUUUUAUUCUAGUGGUAAGAUGGAUUAUUUCCAUGUAUAUAUAUAGGAUUAGUUUAGUAGCCUGUUUGUUUGUCACAUACUAUGAAUUAGGCUUAAUGACUUUUUUGCCCUCGAAGUAUGGGUGGAAAUUCCGAUGCGGCCUCGAAGUUUAAAAACGUACAUUUCGACCCUCAAAGUAUCUUUGUCGUACCUUUUAGCCCUUUUUAAAAAUACCGGUAUAAAUCGGGGGAUAAACUUGACAAUACAUA